AUGGCCAUGUCUUCGGCAGCACCCACGCGACAAGCCCUCCGCCACCUCCGCCGGCUGUGCACCACUCCCACUCCCAGAGAAACACUUCCCACGGCCAGAGCAUCGCCGUGUCUCUGUGACGAACGAGUUGUCGCGACAAGAAGAGAAAGGAGAUCGACCUGCGCAUUCCAGUCGCGACGGCCAUUCAGCACAACGCGGACUCGAGCACACGAAGCAGAAUCAUCCCCGCCUACAUCCUCCACCGCCAGAAUUGAUGGUCAAAAUGAGAGCCAUACUACGACCCAGACUCCCUCGCAACAAGAUAAGACUUCUGCUUCCACGCCAGACAUCACGAACUACUACACCUUGUUCCCCUCCACGCUGGCAUCUGGCCCGCCACCACACGGGCCGUUCCACAUCCCCCUAGCCCAGCUGAAGCGCGAGUUUCUCCAGCUUCAAGCGCAGCACCACCCGGACAAAUAUCACCACUCGGAGGCCGCGCACCGGAGCGCCCGUGGGAUGUCGUCGCUGCUGAAUACCGCGUACAAAACAUUGUCGGAUCCGCUGCUGCGUGCUAGGUAUCUCCUACACCAUAACUACGGGGUGGAUAUCACGUCGGAGGACAAUAAUACCCACGGUAGUCUGACCGAUCAGGAGACCCUGAUGGAGGUCCUGGAGGCGCAGGAGGCGAUCGAGGAGGCCACCACGCAGGAACAGAUUGACGCAUUGAAGGAGGAGAAUAAGACUCGGGUCAAAGACGCCGAGAAGCUGUUGAGUGAGGCGUUCGAAAAGGAGGAUCUUGAGCUUGCGAAGAGGGAGUGUAUUCGUCUCAACUAUUGGCGCAGUCUGCAGCAGGGCUUGCAUGACUGGGAGCCUGGCAAAGAGGUCAGACUCAUACACUGA
Molecule: messenger RNA, 882 nt
Organism: Capronia coronata CBS 617.96
Lineage: Eukaryota; Fungi; Ascomycota; Eurotiomycetes; Chaetothyriales; Herpotrichiellaceae
Exons: 2
Coding region: 1-882 (293 amino acids)
Biological process (GO): protein complex oligomerization; [2Fe-2S] cluster assembly
Cellular component (GO): mitochondrion
Molecular function (GO): protein-folding chaperone binding; ATPase activator activity
Source: RefSeq, a predicted model, not a curated record